AUUGCAGUAAGACAGACGCAGAACCCAAGGAAUCGUCAUUCACUAAUUCUACAACACAAAGUUUGAGGUUUGAAGCCGCACUCUUUGAGUGUUAUGCUGUAACGCAUUAACUUUCAGUUUUGAUCUGUAGAUUGCCUGAUUUACUCGUUGUUAAGUUCUACCAUUUGUCAGUUGUCUUUUAUUAUUAAAUCGACAGUAAUCUGGAUUGUAUCUAAGUUGGACUAUGCCUAUAAUUUCUAUACUACAGGCAUCACCUUUUAUCGCAGUACCUUACAUUGGAGCAUUCAUAAAUCAACGAACUGUUUAUAGGAACUUGUCCUGGCAUCGUAAACUUAAAAGACCUUCAUUUUCGCCUCCCAGAUGGACUUUCGCACCUAUUUGGUAUACACUUUAUGGUUGUAUGGGAGUAGCAUCCUAUUUGGUGUGGAGAGAUGCUGUACAGGAGGAAGCUUUACUUCCUCUGGCUGUCUAUGGGUUUCAGCUCUUACUUAACUGGUCUUGGAUACAUAUCUUCUUCGGGAGACAUAAACUUAAACAUGGUGCUGCUGUUAUCUUGGGUGUUUUGAGCGGUGCUGGAGCUUGUGUCUGUUUAUUUCGUCCCAUAAGUGUGAAUGCCAGCAAUCUAAUGAUCCCAUACGCUUUGUGGUUAACAUAUGCUUCAAUCGUCAAUCUCCGUACUGCUAUGCUCAAUGACUGUGAUUAG
Heterobilharzia americana is the source of this 703-nucleotide messenger RNA. The record is from the annotation of a GenBank genome assembly. Lineage: Eukaryota; Metazoa; Platyhelminthes; Trematoda; Strigeidida; Schistosomatidae.